Nicotiana attenuata is the source of this 1835-nucleotide messenger RNA. Its product is annotated as anti-sigma-I factor RsgI6-like. The transcript has 8 exons. Lineage: Eukaryota; Viridiplantae; Streptophyta; Magnoliopsida; Solanales; Solanaceae. The coding region runs from base 75 to 1835 and encodes 586 amino acids. The record is from RefSeq and is a predicted model, not a curated record. Gene Ontology annotation, biological process: carbohydrate metabolic process. Gene Ontology annotation, molecular function: hydrolase activity, hydrolyzing O-glycosyl compounds.
CUUGUCAAGACCACAAUCUUGAGAAUUGUGGCCUUUUGAUAAAAAAGAAAAAGAUUAUUCCUCAGACAGUUGAGAUGGCAGUGGAUCUUUUUCUUACGACAGUUUCGUGUGCAUAUGGAGUAAUUCUAUGUUGCCUCCUAUUUUUUGAAGGAGGACAUGGAGUUGAUGGAGCAGCUUAUAAUUACAAUGCCAGUAUUGAAUGCUUGGCUGAGCCUCAACGAGUUCAAUAUAAAGGAGGAAAGCUGAGAAACCCUAAAUUUGAGCUAGGGUUGGAGGGAUGGACAUCUUAUGCAGGUGCCAGCCUUGAAGUAAGACGGACUUUUUCGGGGAACAACUUCAUGGUGGCCUAUAAUAGGAGCCAGAAUAAUAAAACUUUCUCCCAACAAGUUUAUAUGGACAAAGGGAAAUAUUAUACAUUUUCAGCUUGGGUGCGAGUUAGUGAAGGAAGUGAGACAACGGUGUCUGCUGUAAUAACAACUCCUGGAAACUCAAUGAGGGUUAUUGCCUCUGGAAAUGCCUAUCCUGGUUGUUGGACCAUGCUUAAAGGAGGCUUUCAACCAGAAUUUCCUCUUCUAACUGAUCUCCAUUUCCUAUGUUACAAUAAGACCGUUGAAUUUUGGGUGGAUAAUGUUUCCCUGAAGGAGUUCAACCAAACCGAAUGGCUUGUACACCAACAGAGAGCCAUAAGGCGGGUAAGAAAGAGGAAAAUUUUGCUGCAAAUAACGGACAAAUUAGCAAGACCAAUCCGGGGAGUGAAAGUAAACAUCAAGUUCAGAAAACCCCUUUUCCAUGUUGGUUGUGGUGUUACAGAUACCUUCCUCCGAUACAAGAAAUAUCAAGAAUGGUUUCUUCAAAAGGGUUUUACAGCAAGUGUAUUCACCAAUCAAAUGAAGUGGUACUGGACUGAAAGUCGUCAAGGGAUAGAAAACUACACAGUACCAGAUGCCAUGUUCCAAUUCUUCAAGGAUCAUGGGAUAGCAAUUAGAGGCCACACUGUUCUAUGGGACAAACCUAAAAUGAAUCAGGAUUGGCUGCACCGCAUGACACCCAAAGAGCUUUUAGCUACAGCCGUGAGGCGUCUGGCCGCUGUCAUGGCUCGAUACUUGAAUGAUAUUUUCGAGUGGGACGUCGUGAAUGAGAACUUGCACUUCCAUUUUUUCGAAGAUAAGAUUGGACCACAGGCUUCUGGGAUGUUCUAUCAUAUAGCCCAUGUGAUAGAUCCUAAUGCAACUUUAUAUCUGAAUGAUUUUAACACCCUUGAAAUUCCAGGAGAUAUAUAUGCAGGCCCACACAAGUAUAUAAAAAGGUUUAGAGAGAUCAGGUCAUAUCCAGGCAACGAGAACUUGACCAUAGGAUUUGGACUACAAGCUCAUUUUCCUUCAGGAAAACCAAAUAUGCCUUAUAUACGAGCUGUCUUUGAUUUUCUCAGUGAAACCAAAAUGCCCAUUUGGCUAACUGAAAUGGAUGUCCAGAACACCACAAAUCAGGCAGUUUACUUGGAAGAAAUAAUGAGAGAGGCAUUUGCACAUCCAGGAGUGGAAGGAAUGAUAGUGUGGGCACCAUGGAAGCCAGGAGCAAAUUGCACUGGCUUAUGCUUGACCGAUGACAAUUUCAAGAACACGAGAGCAGGAGAUGUUGUCGACAAGCUCAUGGCAGAAUGGAGAACGCCCGAGCUAAAUGGGAAAACUAAUUCCAAAGGACUUUAUAAAUAUUAUGGUUUUCUUGGAGACUACACUGUCACACUUUAUGAUCCUUAUUCUCUCAAGCAAAUCAUCAGGGAAAUUAAAAUUACAAAUAAGGAUCCAAACCCAGUACUAAUCCCUAUUUCUAUAUGA